AACGCCUCAUUCUCAUUUACAAUUCUCCAUUUCCAUUUUCCUAAUAUAUAGUGCAGCAUUGAAUUUUUUAAAGUUCUUUACCCCUAACCCUACUUCCUCCUUACUCCUACAAAAAACCACAUCCCAUCUAAUUCAUGCUAUUUCAUUUUGUUGAGCUAGCCCUCCCAAGUUGGGUGGCUCAACAAUGGAGCAACCAUGGCGGAUGAGGAGGAUGGUUCAACCAUGAUUAAGUUGAACACCUCUAAUUGCUCUUUGUGGAAGACUUUGAUAGAGGACAAGCUAUUUUGCAAGGACCUCUAUGAUCCAAUUGAGCACAAAGGUAUAAAACCUGCAAAAAUUAAUGAUGCUGAUUGGAAAAAGAUUGAUCGCAAAGCUUGUGGCAUAAUUUGUAAAUGGGUUGACAUGAGUGUGAUUCAUCAUGUGGCUCAAGAGAAAGAGUCCUAUAAGUUGUGGACUAAGCUUGAAGAGCUAUUUGAAAGAAAGAAUGCCUUGAAGAAAGCUUCCCUCAUUAGAAAACUGCUGGCCAUUGAUGAUGAGGUACAAGCAUUGAUUUUACUAAGCUCUCUUCUAAAUAGUUGGGAGACUUUGGUGGUAACUUUAAGCAACUCAACAAGAGAUGGGGAGAUAACUCUGCAGCUGGUUAAGGACAGCAUAUUGAGUGAGGAAUCUAGAAGAAAAGAGCAAGGAAUUAUGAGUUAUGAGUCUGAAGCAUUGGUUAUUGAGUAUAGAGGGAGGAGUAAGCAAAGGUAUACUCGAAGAAACAAUGACAGACAGUCUCAAGAGAGGUACAACAAGGGGAAGUCCAGAGAUAGAUCAAAGUCCAAGAGCAGAGUGACUUGUUACACUUGUGGAAAGCAAGGUCUUUAUCAAAGAGAUUGUUGGCACAAUAAAGAUAAAAAUGUUAGGAAGAAGGUUGAUACUCAUGAAGAGAAGGAGGCCAAGGAGAACAUUGCUGCAAUUACUUUUGAUGGUGAGGUAUACCUGCUGUGUGAGAAUGAUAACAUUGAUGUUGCUCAUCAUGAUUCUAGAUGGGUUGUUGAUACUGCUGCUUCUUAUCAUGUCACACCAAAUAGAGACUGGUUUAGCUCAGAGAAAAAAGGGGAUUUUGGCUAUUUGAAGAUGGGAAACAGAUCCGAAACCAAGAUUGUGGGUGUUGGUGAUGUUUGGCUUGAAACAAACAUAGGGUCCAAGUUGCACUUGAAAAAUGCUUUAAAGAUUGUAGUAUACUUGAUCAAUCAAUCCCCUUUUGCGGUUCUAAAUGGUGGUGAUGUUCCAAAGAAGGUUUGGUUAGGCAAAGAAGUGUCCUACAAGCACUUGAGGGAGUAUGCCUACAGAUUAUGGGACUUGAAAAACAGAAAAUUAAUGAGAACCAAAGAUGUGGUGUUCAUUGAGAAUGAGACGGUUGAACACUCAAAGAAGCAAGAUGACAGCAAGCACACUCAAGAAAUACCAGACAGUGAUUAUUGUACUCCUUCAACACCUAAACCGAGUGUUAUGAAUGAUGAUCACAGUGAAGUCGAUGAGCAGCAAGUUCAAGAGCCUGUUGUUGAACAUUUUGUUGAAGAAGAAACACACCAAGAAGAGCAAGUGCAACCACCACAGCAACCUCAAGUUAGGAGGUCCAUUGGACUUCAUCAACCAUCUCGGAAGCACUCCAUUGACAAGUAUGUGCUCUUGACUGAUGGGGGAGAACCAGAAACUUAUUAUGAAGCUAUGGAGAGUGAAAAGAAGAAAGAAUGGUUGAUGGCAAUGCAAGAAGAAAUGAGUUCUUUGCAAGAGAAUGGAACUUAUGAGCUGGUAGAACUUCCAAAGGACAAAAAAGCUCUUAAUAACAAGUGGGUUUUCAGAGUAAAGUCUGAAGUUAACAAUCCAAAUCCAAGGUUCAAAGCUAAAUUAGUGUUGGAUGUUAAGACAGCCUUUCUCCAUAGUGAUCUUGAGGAGGAGAUCUAUAUGAAGCAACCAAAGGGUUUUGAGGUGCAAGGCAAGAAGAAUCUGGUUUGUAAAUUGAAGAAAAGCUUGUAUCUAGAUGGUGAUUUCUUGAUACUUUUGCUUUAUGUGGAUGACAUGUUGAUUGUUGGUCAUGACACAAAGAAAAUUGCAGCCUUGAAGACUGACUUGAGCAAGUCCUUUUCUAUGAAGGAUUUGGGUCCAGCAAAGCAAAUUCUUGGAAUGAAAAUUUUUCAAGAUAGAAAGAACAAGAAGUUGUGGUUGUCACAAGAAAAAUAUAUUAAAAAGGUGCUUGACAGGUUUAACAUGAGCAAAGCAAAACCUAUGGGCACUCCACUUGCUAGCCAUUUCAAACUUAGCACAGAGCAAUGUCUUGCAAGCAAGGAGGAAGCAGAAUACAUGAAGAAUGUGCCCUAUGCUUCUACAGUUGGUAGUCUAACAUAUGCUAUGAAAAGUGUUUCAUUAUCCACUAUAAAAGCUAAGUAUAUAGCUCUUUCUAAAGCAGGAAAAGAGAUUGCAUGGAUGAAGACGUUUUUUGAAGAAUUGGGUCUUAAGCAAGAGAGAUUUGUGCUGUUUUGUGAUAAUCAAAGUGCAAUUUACUUGAGCAAGAACCCACAGUUCCACUCCAGAACCAAGCAUGUUGAUUUGAGGUAUCAUUGGAUACGUGAUGCAAUUGAAGAAAAGGUGCUUGAUGUUGAGAAAGUUCACACGGAUGACAACAGCUCUGAUAUGAUGACCAAGUCCUUGGUGAGAAGCAAAUUUGAGUUUUGCAGAUCACAAGCUGGCUUGGUGGAGCCCCCCAACUAGCUCGGGUGGGGGAGAUUGUUGAGCUAGCCUUCCCAAGUUGGGUGGCUCAACAAUGGAGGUGCACCUUGAGUGCACAGUGA
This is a messenger RNA of Rubroshorea leprosula, 2834 nucleotides long. The record is from the annotation of a GenBank genome assembly. NCBI's taxonomy places the organism in Eukaryota, Viridiplantae, Streptophyta, Magnoliopsida, Malvales, Dipterocarpaceae.